Messenger RNA from Anolis sagrei ordinatus, 3995 nucleotides. Lineage: Eukaryota; Metazoa; Chordata; Lepidosauria; Squamata; Anolidae. The record is from RefSeq and is a predicted model, not a curated record.
UCUGUCAUGUGGAGAUUUCUUGUGGCCAGGCUGCUCCCUUUCCUCCUGCAGCCAGUGUAUACGCUCUCCGAAUCAGAUUGUCAGUGGAUGGCUGUAGUCAACAGGUUUGAUAACCUCGGAGAUGACAAGAACAUUUUCUUCCAGCAGCAUGAAGUUCCUUCAGUAAAGGAUGUCUUCAAAGAGCUGGUGGAUUCGGCCAUAGACCCUGAUGACAAAAACGCAAAAUACCUGGGGUUUCCAUACUACUUGAAAAUUAACCUGACCUGCAAAACACUGGACUCUGAAAUGGCACUUCGGACAGCUCAUUACAGUGGACUGAAACCGGUUGUGACUGUCACUUUUGAAGAACCCGCCCACUCUGUGCGUCAAAAACAAGAGCAAUUGCAGAUCGAAAUGACUGCAGCUCCAUUCAGGAUAGGAGGUUGCAGAAGCGAUGAGGUUUGCAAGAUGUGCUGGUACACGCCGAUGCCCUUCAUGAAUGGCAGUGUCGUCAUGGAUGUGAUUGUGGCCAGCAAUCACCUUGGCAUGACAGUGGACGAUAAGAGGUUCGCUAUCAAUUUAAAUGGAUAUACGAGACAAAGUAAACAAAGAAUUAGAUUCAGGAUUGGGAGAAAGCUGACUGCUUUGAAUCGCUUCAUGUCUAUGACACGACGGUCACGUCCCUUGUGGCACACCCACAUACGAGCCCCCGUGCUCAUCCUUGGUGGCUUCAGGAGCAAGGUUGUCCUCAUCUCAGACACGGGGUUUGAAGAUCACUUUCCAAUAGAGGUGGGCAUCGACAGCUGCUGGAUUGGCUCCAUCUCCUGCCCGCAGAGAGGUUUCUCUACUUCCAUUGCUGACAGCAUUGCGACAGAAAGCACCCUCUUCAUCCGGCAGAACCAGCUGGUCUAUUACUUUGUGGGGCAUUACCCCAUUCUGCACAUGAGAGGCCCAGGUUCACAGGUGUGGACACGUGUAUUAAACAACGUCUGUGUGAGGAAACUAAACCCUGUGUUUUUUGUGAAGAAUAACACCGAAUACGUGAUUGCUCUUGGUGGCGGCGCGCAAGAAGGGCACUUCUAUCUUAUUACUGUGCAAGAUGGGAUUGUGAAUGCCACUGCCUCUUUCACAUUUCAGAAUAAGGGACCGUGUCAAUAUCUGAAUAUUUACUGCCAACUCGUGUGGGUUAUCUUCUCUACAAAUGACGACAAGUUCUUUUUGCUGGUGCAUCGUUACAGAUCAACACGUUACUACAUUGCGGAAUACCAGAAAGAUAAUUAUCUUAAGAUCAUUUUUGAACUCCCUGAAUAUAUACCGAAAGCUGUCUCAGACAGAGGAUACGUGCUGUUGCUGGGGACGGAGCAAUAUACUACUCGAUUAUUCACCCCCGUAGGUUUGGCUUUCAACCCCUUCAGUAAGAUAUUCUACGUCUGGGGGAAUGCUAUCUUGCAAAGCAAUGACAUGGUGAGCUAUGUAUAUUUGUCUAACUUUCCGGGCGACUAUUCCAUCAAAUAUUUUGUUAUGUCCUUUACUGGCCACAUUGCUUUUGUGACAGACGCAGAUGAGAUCUGGGUUAUGAAAGAAAGCAGCACAGAGAUCAAAAGAGCGUAUCCAUCCGAAGCCUGGUCAUUGUACAAUACCCUGCAAGUGAUGGAAGGCUCACCGGAUCACGACUUGAAUGCCACUCAAGCUAUAGUCACGGUUUUCUUUGACAAGGAUGGGAUGCAAGAGUUGGUUUAUAGGGAGGAACCUGGAACCACUGGAAGGUUAAUCAAGAGGAAAUUCCCUCUGGAUCAUAUCCUGACCUACGACCAGGUGAUCAGCACUCCUCACAAAGGGAUGACGCACAAUGGCAUAGACUACAUCAGAUUCACCCACCGUUGCCCAUUUGCCGUGGUCCGCUUUGUGGACUUGCCGUUCCCACAGCGCUAUACUCGGAUGGAGCAUUACCGUGUCAAGCCUCCGGAAAUCAUGGUCAAGACAGGCUUCUAUGACCAGAAGUCGCUGAUUGUGUACCAGGGACUGGUCUACCAACUGCUACAGCUGCAUUCAGCUUACCACAGAGCUUAUGCUGACCCAGUCCAUGACCCCACUUGGCGCUGGUGGAAGAACAAGAAACAAGAUGCAGAAUAUUACUACUACAUGGCGAGCAAUUGGAAAUCUUCUGGAGGCGUCUUUGUUGACAUGGCCAACUAUGUGAAGAUCUACAACAUCCUGCCCAAUAAUUUGCUGCCGAAAACCAUCUACUUGGACAAGGAGCAGACUUUCUUCUUCUCUGUGUACUUGAGCCUCCGGACGACCAAACAGAGCAUGGGGGAAACGGCGGAUGAGAAUUCUCUCAACUACAUGUGGCUCACCAUACUUUUAUCCCAUCCGGAAUAUGUUCAUGCGGAUUUAGAGAGGCACGAACUCAUCAGCAGAGGCUCCAUCCUCUAUAAGGUGUCAAUCUCAGACAGUGGCCAUUACCCAAUGCAACAGCUCAGUGGAAAGGAGCUGUUGAAGAGCUCUGCUAAUUUAAAGGUUGCACACUCAGGGAUGAACUGCUACCACUACAUGGAUGACGGACCAGUCAUAAAGGGCAGUGAUACAAUCAGCAUCAAUAUUGGAUGUCCUCCAGGCAGAAGGCUGGCUUUUGACAUCACUUACACCAAAAAUUACACUAGUGAGAAGAACAAGCGCUACUUCGACUGUGUGAAACCGGACCCCGAGAUGCCCUGCUUCUACUUCAGUGAUGUGUUUUACCCUUUCUUUUUGAUCCAAGACAUGGUGACAGGGCACUCGGGGCGUUUCAAUGGAAGCUAUAUCUUCUCCGUCAUUGGUGGGGGAGCUUUUUCAGUCGAUAACAUUGAAUACUUCAAAGAGGAGGACCUUCCGCGCUACAACACCAUGAUUGGCAGCGUAACAAACAGUCUCAUCUGGCUGAGGGCUGAUGGUGAAGAUAACAACACCGAUGCCGAAGGUUUCAAUGUCUUCUCUCAAGACAGCUCUGGGAUACUGUGGGUCUGCCAGAAGAAUUCUCCCUGUCACGACAUUGUUCCCAAUGAUGCCUCUGCUCCGGAGUACUUCUUUGUGAUGAAGGUAUCAAACAGGGGAGUGGACCAAACCACCUACUGCGACUACGCCUUGGAGUUCAUCAUCCACGUUCACGGCCUGCGCCUUAGCUAUACCAGAGCCCUCUUUCUCUUGGAGGUAUGGAUGGGCGCCAUCAUAGGUGUGCUUAUCCUAUACAUAUCAAUCCUUACCAUGGCUCCCACAUGCAAGAGCUACAUCCACGGACUCAUCAAGAGGAUGGAAGAAGCAUGGGCCUAUCGGACAACAUCCACCCUCUCCUUCACCUCAUCGUUCACCAGCCAAUCGUCACUGCAACAUAUGGCUUCCGAAGCGAUCCGAGGCAGUUUGGCCCAACCGUCAUCCAAAUCAAGUGCACGGGAAACCUCAGGGAAGCAUUAAGGCCAGCCAGCUAAUUUCCUGCACUCCUCUGCCUCUGAUGCAGAGGAUUUCUUGGAUUAAUCAAGUGACUGUCAGCAUUGUGGCGAUUGGGUGACUGUUGGAUUCUGACUUUGGGGAAGGCCAUGGCGUCCUUGAAAGUAAUCCCCAAGAGUUCACCUAUGAAUUCUUGAGCUGCAUAAAACCGUCACUGAGCAGGUCGCAGGAAGCGUGCAGAGGAGUCAUAGGAAGUAUUCCAGAAGCCACUGAUUCUCUGUAAAAUUAUUAUAAGACUAUCUAGGACAAGUAUGAGCACACUGUGGCCCUCCAGGUGUUUUGGACUUCCACUCCCACAAUUCCUAACAGCCAAAACACCUGGAGGCCCGAAGUUUGUCCAUGCCUGAUCUAGGAGGGUAUAAAAUCCACUGUUUUUAAACCACGGCCAGAAAAGAAAUCUGUAUGUUUCCCUUUCUGUUCCAUUUACUAGUCCACUCACACUUGUGUGAGUCAUCAAUAGUAAAAUACUACAUGCAUUUCCGUUUCUUGCUUUGGUAUUUUCUUGUGACACGGAAUGAUUCCAGACAGGACUG